Messenger RNA from Nothobranchius furzeri (turquoise killifish), 2003 nucleotides. RefSeq lists its product as uncharacterized. The record is from RefSeq and is a predicted model, not a curated record. NCBI's taxonomy places the organism in Eukaryota, Metazoa, Chordata, Actinopteri, Cyprinodontiformes, Nothobranchiidae.
UUCUGUAUAAAAGGUUCAGAAUUUCAUAUAUUACCUUUAUUAAAUUUGUUGGUUUUAUUUUGGUGGGAAUUCAGGAAGUGAGAUGCCUUUAUUUUGAAGAGCCUUUCACAGUGAGCUCACUUCCAGCACUAGAACUUUCCCUUUUCUUUCCUUUUUUACCUGUGUGUGAGACAAGCCUUCCUUCUCCUGCAAGUCAUGUUGAUGUUGACAGCAUUAUGUUAAUGCAAGAAAACUGUUGUCAAUGCUGUUAAUGAUUACCAUCAACCAAGAUUAAAGAUUUGGAUCUACAGCAAAGGCUGCAUCUAGCCUCUACCUGUAUUCUAACAGAUACACCAUAUUGAUAGCCACCUCACCUGGAAAGAGUUAGCUUUAACCAAACCCUCCUUUACAUUGGUCCUUCGAGCUGGAUAAGGGCUAUCAAUAUGGAUCCAGAUAAAGAGUUGCAUCCUACUGUGAGACCUAAACGGCAGAUCAGCCGACCCGGCAGAUUUGAGGGGUUUGAAGUAAGUUACGCUGGAGCUUCUCCUGGAAACAGACUGCAGUGGAAUCUCCCGCCACCCCUAAGCAGAAGACUAGAUCCUGAACUGCAGCACAGCCAAAGCCAGCCUACUUCAUUCUCUCCCCCCUCUAGCUAUAAGAGAGUUAUCCCCCACGGUACUCCCUUCCUGUCGAGACCAAUAAGAAGAGAUCCCUGCACUGAACCUGUAACUCCCUAUUUUCAGGAAUCCCCAUCAGCCUUGUCUCUGCAUGCAGAACUUAGAGCAACCCAUGAAGAGAGAAGACAGCUGCUUCAAGCACAGACGGAGUUGAAAGAUGGUUUGAAGGAGCUGAAUGAAGCGAGGACUGAAAUUAAAGCUCUAAUCGAAGCCACAAACGCCUUGCGAAUGGACAUGAAUCAGUUAGCUGCACCACAACAUUCCUCUCAUACCCCCUCACAAGAUAGCAUAGACAGACCUAGAAGCCAUUUUCCUACUAUCGAUUUGAAAGAAGAAGAAGAAGAGUGGCCUGACCCUCCACCAUGGCCAGAACCUGAGGACCAAAACAGUGGCUUAUAUGACCUCAAACCCAUGGAUCAAGAUUUUCAACCAAUCCAGCGAUCUUCCCCUUUCAAAGGUGCAUCCCCUUCACACUACAAGCCUGCCCAGCUUACCCAGAAUACGGCCCAGUUUGAGGCUCCUGCUAAGGAGAGUGAGGUAAUGCAUCCUACAUUUGCACCUUACCUGGCAUCCUCUUCCCACCCAGCUCCAACCAAUUUAGACUUCUUUUCUGGAAAGCCCUCAGCUACCAAACAUUCAUUUACAGCUACAGGUGCCAGUCAUACACAGCAACCCCGCUGCAGAGAUGAUAUUACCCCUACAGUUGAGGUAGUGUAUAGAGGACCUAAACCUACCAUACCAAAGUUUAUUCAUUCAGACCCCUGCGAGUUUGCAAGACUUCGCAUUGCACUUGAAAACUUGCUGCCCUCUAACGCUACAGAGCUGUUCAAAUAUCAAAUUCUUGUGGACAAUUUGAGACUAGAUGAAGCUAAGCUUAUUGCUGACGCUUAUCUUAACUCACCCAACCCUUACACUGACACCAUGGCUGCUCUUCAUGACAAAUUUGGACAACCACAUCAGCUUGCCCUAAAAAAGAUAGCAAGUGUUCUUGACGGUCCUGAAAUAAGGCGAGGUGAUCUAAUAGCUUUCCAGAAGUUCUCCCUCCAGGUGCAGUCCCUAGUAGGCCUGUUACAAACCUUAGGCCCGGAAGGACAAGUAGAACUUAACUGUGGGUCACAUGUAGCUCGACUCUUAGGUAAGCUACCUCCUGAGCAACGGGCUGACUUUCAAAAGCACCAGUUCAAACAGCCUGGGAAAUCCUACACCCUACAUGACCUCUCUGACGGGCUCCAUUAUGAAUCAUGGUGUCAGGGCUUUGACAGCCAGACCACAGGAAAGGGUGGUAGAGAGAGAAACAGCUCAAAGUAUGAAGGGCGAACUGGUAAACACAGUUACAGUGCUCCAUAA